Messenger RNA from Pseudoliparis swirei, 3401 nucleotides. RefSeq names its product Wilms tumor protein 1-interacting protein (gene limd1a). Gene Ontology annotation, cellular component: transcription regulator complex; adherens junction; P-body. The coding region runs from base 562 to 2415 and encodes 617 amino acids. NCBI's taxonomy places the organism in Eukaryota, Metazoa, Chordata, Actinopteri, Perciformes, Liparidae. Gene Ontology annotation, biological process: response to hypoxia; negative regulation of hippo signaling; positive regulation of miRNA-mediated gene silencing. The record is from RefSeq and is a predicted model, not a curated record. The transcript is spliced from 8 exons. Gene Ontology annotation, molecular function: transcription corepressor activity.
UGUCGGCCGGUGGCCACGUACCGCUCCGUGGAUCAACCGUUAUCCCACGGUCCCGGUAGUUAAGGGGCUAACGGCGGCUACUGGUGAACACUUCACCGACACAUUAGCGAGUUGGACUACUUUAAAAGUACUUGUUUUUGUUUUCUGACGCGGAGGGCGUCUUUUUGAAUGAAGGGUUCCCCGCUGGGACUUUAAAGCGGGAGGAGGAGGAGGAGGAAGGCAAUUCGCGGGGUCGUCCGGGCGAUCUGCUGAUCUGGGAUCUGCUCACAUUCAUAACCGAACAGACGGCGGCUUGUUGGAGCUGAGCUCGGACGGUUUCUCCGAGGAGGACGCGGAGUCUGUAACUUUUGAAGUCUCUACGCAGGACCGGCAUACAGAAGGGAGGGAAGUUUGGUAGAGGAGGAAAGUUUUCACCCUGCACCCUCGACGAGCGGCUGAAGCGUAAGAUAAUAAUUCACUCUCUUUUCCAGACUUGUGAUUGAGUUGGACUUCCUCCGUUUUAAAAUAACUACUUUUAAAAAACUUUACUUAAUUGAAGCGGACCCACAAAGCAUCUGCACAAUGGAUAAAUACGAGGAUUUUGGGCUCGAGGCGAGUAAGUUCAUCGAGGACCUCAACAUGUACGAAGCCUCCAGAGACGGCUUGUUUCGGAUGAGGAGGGACGCAGGAAACAACCCCGACUUCGAGGAGACGAGGAGGGUGUUUGCCACUAAGAUGAGUAAGAUACACAUGCAGAAGCAGCAAGAGGAGAUGGCGAAGAACAACCAGGCCAUCAAAAUGAAUGGCGGGGCCCACAACAACAGUUACUACACCAAAGACAGACCGCCCAUCAAUAGUUACAGGCAACCGUGCGAAGCGGCCGCGAAGCCCCCGAUGCUCUCCGGCCCGGUGCCGGGCACCGCGCCUGGGGGUCCGUACGCGCAGUUUGACGGCCAGAAACACCACGCGGGCAUCCAGUCUGAACUUCCAGUAGGCCGGGCGUGUGGCUACGGAAACAAUUACGAUAAUAAGGAGCGCUCAGAGGCUCAUUCAUACCUGCAUAACACCCCUUCUCCCCCCAGCCCAGGACACGCGUCUCUCAGCGCGCCCACACAUGCGCGUUACCCGGUCAGCCAGCCGGCCGCCUGGGCCCCAUCCAGGGAGAGCCAGCUUUCCCCACCGUUGCCCGGGUGUGGGGGCAGCAGUGUGUCUAAGCAGCAGCAGCAGCCCCAGUACCAGUCUGCAUCUUCCACCACCAACAGCCUUCCACCCCAGCACAUUCAGGCCAUCCCCCCGCCUUUAAACCUGAGCCCUGCCUCAUCUGCCGGGCCCGCCUGGGGAUGGUCUGGAGAGCCACCGGGCUCAGAAAAACCCGAACUCACACCGGCCCUGCCUCUGAGUGCCUUCACGGCAGGAGCUGACUUCCAAAUGCAGCUACCCUCCACACAUUCGGCAACCCAUUACGCAACAUCUUCUCCAACUUCGAGACCCUCCGCCACCCAUAAUGGUCCUCUGGCAGCAUCCUCGCUCUCACCUGAACCUUUUGAAACACCUCUAUCCAAAGCCCAGGUGGCAUCUGCUGCCUUGAUUCCAGGCAAUGUGUCCAAAAGCAGCAGCCAGGGUCAAGGACAGAGCCUAAUACCGGUCUGUGGACAUGUAUUCGGCGCUGAAGCUAAAAUCCUGGGCCCCUCCAAGCUUGUCCAAAUACCCUGUCAGUCUGAACAGGGGCCUUCAGCAGCUGAAAUGAAGUUAGAAGCCCUCACCCAUCGACUGGAAAAAGAGAUGGAUGCCCAACCAAAGACUGACUACUUUGGCGUCUGUGUGAAGUGCAACAAGGCGGUGCAUGGAGCCGGCCAGGCCUGCCAAGCUAUGGGAAGCCUCUACCACGACGGCUGCUUCACCUGCAGCGCCUGCAGUCGAAGGCUGAGGGGGAAGGCGUUCUACUACGUCGGAGGGAGGGUUUUCUGCGAAGAGGACUUUCUGUACUCCGGUUUCCAGCAGUCUGCAGACAAGUGCAACGCAUGUGGACAUCUGAUCAUGGACAUGAUCCUGCAGGCCCUCGGGAAGUCUUACCACCCUGGCUGUUUCCGCUGUGUCAUCUGUAAUGAGAGCCUUGACGGAGUGCCCUUCACUGUGGACACCGAAAAUAAGAUCUACUGUCUCAAAGACUACCACAGGGUCCUGGCGCCUAAAUGUGUGGUGUGUAACCAGCCCAUCCUGCCCUCAGAGGGGUCUGAUGAAACCAUUCGAGUUGUAUCCAUGGACAAAGACUACCAUGUGGAAUGCUAUCACUGUGAGGGCUGUAAGAUGGAGCUGAACGACGAGGAGGGUCACCGCUGCUACCCUCUGAACGGCCACCUCCUCUGCCACUCCUGCCACCUGAAGCGCACGGAGCCCGGCUGCCCCUCUCCCGUCGCGCCGGCCGCCGCCUACUGACACCGCAGCAGGUGGAGGGCGCCCCCUGGUGGAUUUGUGGAGGAACUGCCAAAGCGGGACUGACAGCGGGAUUCCGUCGACGUGUGCAAUUCUUGUUGUAAAGGAUUGAUUAAUGCAACGCAUAUGAUCAUUCUGUGGUUUGAUGUGUAUAUUGAAGUUUCCAGGAUGCCUCGAGAUGUUUUCACCCAAUAAUGAAGGAGCGUGAACCACCAAAAGCCAGUGAAGCAUUGCGUUAGACCCAAUGCAUAUGGACUUUGUGUGGCCAUGGGUUUAAAAAAAAAGAAGUAAAAAUCAAUUGCAUUGGCUGUGUAAAUAUCUGGUUGUCAACUCAUUUUUAGAGAUGAUGUACCUUCAACUUCAUGUUCAAGUCACUCAUUUCCCUUCAUGCCAAGUCCUGUAUCAAAUGAUAACUCUUUAGGAUUACCAUUCCAUAGAAAUAUUUAAGAACGGCAUUAUCCCAGAGUUCACAACGCCUCUGUGUGCUGAGGUCGAUCAUUACAUAUAAAACAGUGGCAUGACUUUUCCUUUUUGUCAAGUCGGGCAAAGAAUGCUUCAGAGAGCCGGUCCAAAUGUUCUUUAGUGAAUCAACGGCCGCCGUUUGUUAAACAGUCUGUUCGAAGUGCUUAAAAAUAGAUGUGUGAGUUUUGAAUGCACCUAUGAAGAGGUUGGUAUUUGGCUUAUAGAUCCAUGUCUUUUGUUGUCAUUUUAAAAUUGAUAUAUUUCCCUAUAUAUUCAUUUACUUUUUUUUCAUUUUGACUUUCAUGCAAAACCCUUAAAUACUCAUUUGAUUUGCAGUGGCAGUUACAGUUUUAGAUUGCCUACCAUUGCCAUCCAAAUUGUAUUCAUGUCUUUAGUUUACUAACUAAAACGUCGCUUGUCAUUUGAGUUCCCUUUUCGUAAUCUGUAGAGUAAGAGCGUCAUAUCAUAUGUGCUGAGUGUUGUAAAGAAAAUAUUUAAUAAAAGUAUUGCAAUAGGACAAACUUCAA